This is a messenger RNA of Triplophysa dalaica, 3472 nucleotides long. Its product is annotated as beta-1,4-mannosyl-glycoprotein 4-beta-N-acetylglucosaminyltransferase-like. The record is from RefSeq and is a predicted model, not a curated record. Gene Ontology annotation, molecular function: beta-1,4-mannosylglycoprotein 4-beta-N-acetylglucosaminyltransferase activity. Bases 352 to 1803 code for a protein of 483 amino acids. Gene Ontology annotation, biological process: protein N-linked glycosylation; N-acetylglucosamine metabolic process. Lineage: Eukaryota; Metazoa; Chordata; Actinopteri; Cypriniformes; Nemacheilidae. The transcript has 3 exons. Gene Ontology annotation, cellular component: membrane.
AUUUAACGAUACGCACCUUGCAUCAUCUUAUCAUUAAAGUUAUUUGUCACGCUUGCAAAAAACACUGACUGGAAGGAUAUAUGACUGAGACACGGGGAGACAGAAAAAAACAGACGGUGGGCGUCGCAUUAUAAAAAAGUUACGCGCAUUGUGGUCUUGAUUCACAAUCAUAGCUCUCUGAGGUUGAGAGCGCGCACGUCUGCGUGUGAGCGCGAAGUUAGUUCCUGCCGAAGCGAGUCGAGUGCACAAACACGCAUAAACGUCAGACACUUUGACUGAAUCUAAACGAUGCGAAGAGCUCACUGACGUUUACAUGAAGAGGUAGUGGGGUGGUCACACCUGUCCGCCAGGAUGAGAAUAAAAAAAAUUAGGUGCUGCCUGUUGUGCAUUCUAGGGCUUUGUUUCAUAUCCUUCCAAUAUUACUACAAAGCUUUGCACAAUAUUCCAUUGCUGCAAGAGUUUUCUUCUCCAUCCUUACACCUAAAUAGCCUAAAGAUGGUCGGCAGUUUCUUCUGGAACGUGCCGGAUAUUAACUUCUACAAGCACCACUUAAAGGCCUUUGUUGAAUCAAGCGUUAUCCAAUCAGAUUCCACUGUUUCAACGGAAAAACUUCACAACCAAAGAUUUGUUCUCCAAGACGAUCACACACCCUUUUUCGUCCGCACAAAAUCUGGAGCAACGUGUUUCCGCGAGGGGACCAAAAUGGGUGAAUCUGCAUCGCAGCGCAUCUUACUUCAUUAUCACGGAGAGGACAACGCCACAGUCAAGAGGAGGGCGAACGCGGAUCAAUGUACUUGUCUUCAAGGCUGGCACGGCCCUCACUGCGGCAUACCUACAAUCGUCCAACAUUCAAACCUCCCAACCAAGACGAGAUUAACACCCAGAGCAACUCCACGUCGAGUCAUCAAUGCCAUCAACAUUAACCACGAGUUUGACCUGCUACACGCUCGAUUCCACGAACUUGCAGACGUCGUGGACGUGUUUUUAGUUUGCGAAUCCAAUUUUACCGCUUAUGGUGACCAGAGGCCUCUUUACUUCCAGCAGCAGCUCCAAAACGGAACCUUCGAUUAUAUUAAGCACAAAAUCCUUUACAUUUUCCUGGACCAUUUUCCAAACGGCGGCCGCCUUGACGGCUGGAUCGCAGAUGAUUACCUGCGCACAUAUUUGACCAAAAACGGAAUGUUGCGUAUUCAAGGCGCAAAAGCGGACGAUAUUUUUGUCAUAGAUGACGCGGAUGAAAUUCCUGCACGAGAGGGAAUCCUGUUCCUAAAACUGUAUGACGGCUGGACCGAGCCGGUCGGGAUCCACAUGCGGAAAUCGCUCUAUGGAUUUUACUGGAAACAGUUUGGUACGCUGAACAUCUUGUCAUGCUGCACGGUAGCCAUGCUAUCUAAGGUUUACAAGAACGAUGGGAUUCUUCUUCGACGCCGGACGUAUUAUACGAUGCCAGGAUUUCGGGAAUAUGAGAAUUCCACUGGAAAGAUUCUUGUGCCGUGGGCCAUCGGGAGCCCAGUUCAUUACGCUGGAUGGCACUGUUCAUGGUGCUUCAAACCAGAAGGCAUUUAUUACAAACUUAUAUCGGCCCAGAACGGAGACUUUCCACGCUGGGGCGAUUACGGCGAGAAACUCAAGUUACAUUUUAUUAAAAAGCUGAUACAGACAGGCGGCUGGUUUGAUGGGUCAUUACCAGACUAUCCACCUACAGAUCCCAAGGAGCAUAUGUAUGCCCCAAAACACUUGAUGGACAACUAUGAAAAAUAUCGUCAUUUGUUGGAGAACCCAUUUGCAAAUCUGGAUAACUGACCACUUCACUAACUGUUUUUACCCUAAAGGUUAUUCACUGUGGUACUAUCAAAACAUUGCUCUACAGACAACAAUGCUAUAACCAAUGGGGGUCGGACGCAGUUUUAUUCUUUUUUUAGAACUUGUAACAGAUUGCACAUACCGGAAAUUUAUGACCUGAUGAUAUGAGGUGAAAAUAUUUUUUCAUGAUAAACUAUGUGAACUCUAGGGAAAAAGUAUGUCAAUACUUUAAAGAUAUAGGGCAUCCAAACAUGAGAAUUUCGGUCAUCAUUUACUCUUGUCGUUUCAAACCUGUAUGACUGUCUUCCGUAAAACAUAAAAGAUAUUAUCAAGAAAGUUGAUAACUGAACGGAAAACCCAUUUAUUUCUAUUUUAUGGACACAACACCAAUGCAAGUGAAUGAGUGUUUUUAACAACAUUCUUAAAAAUAUCUGCUUCUGUGUUCUGCGGAAGAAGGAAAGUCAUAGAUGAUUGAUAUGACAAGGGGGUGAAUUAAUGAUUUUUCAUCACUUUAAUGCCUUGGUGAUGUUUGGUGUGGCUUUUAUAUUUCUAGCAGAGGCAAACAGAGCUCAUUAGGGUUUCAUCAAACAGUGCCUAUACACAAUAUGUGCAUUAUCUCUAUGGGUAAACAUUUGCUGAGGAAUUGUUAAAGGAAACUAAACAUUCUAGGUAUUAUUGUGCAUACGUUGCUACUUGAGUCAAAGACGCUGAGAUUUUCACUCGAGAGACUGUGAGACUGUGAACAAGACAAGAGUGUUCUUACGGGUUGUAUCAUUUAUCUGUUUUUAUGGUUUAAUGGAUAACAAACACGAAACGGCAGCAGUACAAGUAUGUUGACAUUCCACUGAUUUUCCUGAUUAUAUAUAUAUAUAUAUCCCGCUUCUUAUGGUCUCAAAGUUCAUUCACUGCAGGACAAUCAUAACUGAUGAUUAAAAGUAAGUGCAAGUAUCUGUGGCUGAUGGGACGCAAAACAUUUUUAAGUGAACUAAAAAAGUCUGGAUUAGUUUUAGGUUUGAAAAUUGAUUUUAAACAUGUAUAUUGGUUACAUUUAAUAUUUUUUAUCCAAAGAAUCUUAAAAUUGAGAGAGCGUUUAAUACUGUCAAAGUACUGAACAAUAAGUGUAGUCAACAAUUUAAAGUUACAAAGUAUUAGUCAAAUACACUGGCUUCUCAUUGGAAACAAAAUUGCAUAUACAUUCACAACCUACUUAACAAACAUAAAGGGUGGGUCUUUUGUAUUCAUUGUCAACUGACUGAGUUGUGAAAUGUGUAACGUGGAAUGUGAUGCCAGUUGAAAAGAUAAAGUUAUUUUUUUGAGAUAAAAGAUUUCGACAGCAAAACUUUUUUGAAAGAAUGCUAUUGAGUUGUGCACAAAAGACCAGGAAGGUGCAUGAAAGAGGUAUGGGUUAGAUUUUAUUUUUAAAUUACCAUGCCAACUCCUUUCAUUUGUGAUGAAUGAUGGAUACACACUCUCAACAGUGAGCAGAAUAUUCACUCAAACCUUUAUUGUGAUCUGCUCUUCUGUUCUGCUCCACUAUAAAACCCCCAUGUGCCUUAGUAGAAUAUACUUUGUAUAAUAAUGUUCCUGUUUUCGAUUAAUAAACAAACAAAUCAAUUAAAAUAAUGUCAAAAAUUAUGGGAAUAAAAUCGACUAAUUUUGGUUGUUUAGA